AUGUAGUCAUCAAUUAAAAGUUUGGAAGAGUAUUAGUAAGAAAGAAUGAAAUUCACAAAUUCAUGGACUUUUAUGAUGACAGCUCUAGGUUUUGCUGCUGGUUUUGGAAGUGUAUGGAGAUUCCCUUAUUGUAUAUUUUACAAUUAAAAUAUUAUUUAGUGGUUUUUAAGAAUGGAGGUGGAACAUUUCUUAUUCCUUACUUUUUAUUAGUAAUUAUUAUAGCUAUUCCAUUAUUCUUUCUUGAAGUUGGACUUGGAUAAACAAAAGGUAUGGGAUUUGCACAUUUAAUUGCCACAGAAAAACCAAAAUUAGCCGGUUUUGGAUUUGUUGGUAUUAUUAUAGCUUCAUAUAUAUCCACUUAUUAUGUAUAGUUAAUUUUAAUCAUAGAAUCUUAUAAUGGCUUAUUCACUAAGAUUUUUAUGGGAUUCUUUUAAAUAUCCUUUACCUUGGCUUGAAAGUAUCAUAGAUGAUGAAUAACCCUUUUCAAAAAAGCACUUUUAUGAACAAAUUCUUCAAAUAUCAGAUUCAAUCACAAACAUUAGUAUUAAUUUUAAAUAUUUAAUAAAAGAUGAAAUAAUAUGGAGUUUACUUAUUGCGUAUAUGGUUUCAUUAACAAUUGUUUAUAUGAUUAUUAAGUAUAUAUAUAGUUAUAUAAUUGUUAGAGAAGGAGUUUAAACAUCUGGUAAAAUAGCAAUUGUAACAGCUACAUCUCCUUAUAUAUUAUUAAUAAUUUUAUUAGUAAGAGGAUUAAUGUUGGAAGGUUCAAGUGAAGGAAUUUAUUAUUUAUUAAAACCAGAUUUUAUUCAAUUAUUAAAUCCUUCAGUUUGGGUAGAUGCAGCUAAUUAAGUAAUAUUUUAAAUGAAUGUUGGUUUGGCUAUUUUAUGUUUAUAUGGUAGUUAUAGAAAUAAAGAUGAUAAUCUACCUAAUUUUUCUUAUGCUAUUCCUAUAAUUACUACAUUAUGUGGCAUGUUAGCUGCUUUAGUUGUUUUUAGUUAUAUUGGACAUAUUAGUGUUAAAUUUGAUAUUCCAAUACAUUAAUUACCUGUAUAUUGUUUAUAGUAUAAUUAGUUAUCUGGUCCAGAUUUAGCAUUUGUAUUAUAUCCAGCUAUUCUAGCAUAAAUGCCUAUUCCUAAUUUAUGGUGUAUUAUAUUCUUUUUAAUAUUAUUAUUGUUGGGAAUUGAUACUUAAUUUGGAUUUGUUGAUUUAAUUGCUGGUACUAUAGAAGAUGCUUGUUUAGGCGAAGUCUAUUUAUUUUAAUUUAAAUUAACUAUUUAAUAAGUUAGAUUGGGAAUUUGUAUAUUAUUAGGAAUCUUAGGAUCUAUUUAUUGUACUGAUAUUGGAUUUUAUUUACUUGAAUUUGUAGAUUUAUAUGGAACCACCAUUUCUUUUAUGGGAGGAUUACUAUUUGAAGUCUUUUAUUUUGGAAAUCAAUAAAGGUUUCAUUUAUUCAAAAAGGACUUAGAAUUAAAUAAUAUUAAGAUCCCUAAAUUUAUUGAAUUCUCUAUUACAAAAUUAUGUCACAUUACUAUUGUGGUACUUUUGAUAAUCUCUAUCAUAUAAUAAAUUAAAGGCUCAUUAAAUUAUGAUAGUUUUUUUGUUGUUGUUGGAUGGUUUAUAUCUCUAUUACCAUUUCUAUCGGCAUUGAUAAUAUAUUUAUAGUAUUCAUUUUGUUAUUCUUAAUUUUAGGAAAAAAAAUGAUAAAGAAGAAAAGAACUUAGAUGUUGAAUUAAAUUUACUAGAUAAAAAUUGA
Molecule: messenger RNA, 1750 nt
Organism: Paramecium sonneborni
Lineage: Eukaryota; Ciliophora; Oligohymenophorea; Peniculida; Parameciidae
Source: the annotation of a GenBank genome assembly